Diplodia corticola is the source of this 774-nucleotide messenger RNA. Its product is annotated as alcohol dehydrogenase. NCBI's taxonomy places the organism in Eukaryota, Fungi, Ascomycota, Dothideomycetes, Botryosphaeriales, Botryosphaeriaceae. The transcript is spliced from 5 exons. Bases 1 to 774 code for a protein of 257 amino acids. The record is from RefSeq and is a predicted model, not a curated record.
AUGGCCGCCCAGAAGGUCGCUCUCAUCACUGCCGGCUCGGCGGGCGUCGGCGCCCAGAUUGCGCGUGUCUUCGCACCCGACUUCAGAGUGGUCAUCAACUACGCCAACAACGUCGAUCGUGCACAAGCCCUGUUACAAGAGCUCCACAACGUUCCGCUGGCCUCGACCAUCCCCGCUGCUGCCGCUGCCACCCCGCGCUUCCAUGCUAUCCAGGCCGAUGCCGGCGACAAGGCCUCGGUGCAGAGCCUCGUCGCCGAGACGGUCAAGACCAUGGGCCGCCUGGACGUCGUCGUCUCAAACGUGGGCUGGACACGCAUUACGAACAUCUUGAACUUCGACGAGGGCGUGGUCGAGGAAGACUGGGAUAAAUGCUUCGUCUACAACGUCAAGACCCACAUGUGGCUGGCAUACGCCGCCAAGAAGCACCUCGAAGAGACCGAGGGUGCUUUCAUCACCACGGCUUCUGUGGCUGGUGUCAAGCCGAGCGGCAGCUCUUUGCCCUACGGCGUGACCAAAGCCGCACAGAUCCACUUGGCGAAGACGCUUGCCGUCAUCUGCGCUCCAAAGAUUCGUGUGAAUUCCGUCAGCCCAGGCCUGCUUAUGACGGAAUGGGGCGCACAGUUCCCCGAGGAUAAAAUAAAGAAAUCCAUCCAAAACACCAAGUUGAAGCGUUUGGCUACAGUCGAGGAUGUGGCGAACCAGGUGCGGACGAUCGCUCUCAGUCAAUCGCAAACCGGACAAAACUUCUUGAUAGAAUCAGGAAUGACGCUCUAG